Messenger RNA from Penicillium nucicola, 714 nucleotides. RefSeq names its product glycoside hydrolase family 75 protein. Lineage: Eukaryota; Fungi; Ascomycota; Eurotiomycetes; Eurotiales; Aspergillaceae. Gene Ontology annotation, molecular function: chitosanase activity. The transcript has 3 exons. The coding region runs from base 1 to 714 and encodes 237 amino acids. The record is from RefSeq and is a predicted model, not a curated record.
AUGCAUCAUAUCACCGCCACAAUUCUCCUUUCGCUGGGUGUUGCCUCGGCCUACGAGAUUCCUAAUAACCUGAAGCAAAUCUAUGACAAUCACAAGUCUGGAACGUGCAACAACAAACUAGCUGGCGGCUUCACAGACGGAAUCAAUGGCGCUGCAACAUUCGCCUACUGCGGCGACAUCGACGGCGCAAUCUAUCUGCAUAGCUCGGGCAACGGAGGUCAAUAUGAUAACAUGGACGUAGAUUGCGAUGGACUGAAUGACAAGGGCGGAGACUGUGGCUCUGACCAAACUGGCCAGGAUGAGACUGCUUUUAAGGAUCAGUUGAGUCAGUUUGGCAUUGAGGACCUCGAUGCUAAUCUGCACCCCUAUGUUGUGUUCGGUAACACCAACUUCGACCCGCAGCAGUAUGGCAUGGAGCCGUUGAGUGUGAUGGCUGUUGUUUGUAACAACCAAGUGUUGUAUGGUGUCUGGGGCGAUACUAAUGGCGCAGACUCGACUGGCGAAGCCUCGAUCUCGCUGGCUCAGAUGUGUUAUCCUGACGAGGGACUCAAUGGGGAUAAUGGCCAUGGCGACGAUGAUGUGCUGUACAUUGGCUUCACCGGUCAGAAUGCUGUUCCUGGUAGCAGUGCUAGCUGGCAAGCUGGGGAUCGGAAUGCCUUCGAGGAUAGCAUCAAGGAUCUUGGUGACAAGCUGGUCGCCGGUCUCCAGGGAUAG